This is a messenger RNA of Aplysia californica (California sea hare), 5258 nucleotides long. Its product is annotated as sortilin-like. The transcript has 7 exons. Gene Ontology annotation, cellular component: Golgi apparatus. The record is from RefSeq and is a predicted model, not a curated record. NCBI's taxonomy places the organism in Eukaryota, Metazoa, Mollusca, Gastropoda, Aplysiida, Aplysiidae. Gene Ontology annotation, biological process: Golgi to endosome transport; endocytosis; vesicle organization. The coding region runs from base 56 to 691 and encodes 211 amino acids.
AAUUUUCUUAUUUUUCGUUCUGAAUUCUAGGUGUAAGAAUGGCUACAACAAGCAUAUGGUUACCUUGAAAGAAACAUGCACGUGUACAGAGGAAGACUAUGAAUGUGAUUUCGGAUUCUAUCGUCCAACGGGGUCUACAACCUGUAGGCGCCAGCCGGACAUCAAAGCGGAGGAGCUGGACAUCUGUGAAAACGGAAAAUUGAUCAAGCUGGAAACUGUCGGCUACCGCCUGGUUCCAGGCACUAAAUGCAAACCGGGCAAAUUCCAACCCAAGAGCUUGACUAUCACAGAGGAAGGCAUCUGUGGCGAGGGGAGUAAGGCACCGAUCGCUGGGGACAUGGAGCCAGUCGAUGAGGGUAUGGCCACCACCAAGGUCGUGGUGGUGUCCAUCGUGAUGGUCAUGCUGGUGGUCAUGGUGAUUGUCGGAGGUUUCUUUGGCUACAAGCUGGUCUUGCUGCGCAGACACAAAGUGGUGUACAGAUACUCCAUGCUCAACCAGUCGGACAAUCGCGAUGACGAGUUUGAGAACGCUCUCGUCAGCCAUGACACUCUCUACAAGGAGUCUUCCGACGAAGAGGUGGAGCAAGAGAACAGGUCUCCACAGCACCAGCCCAGCAAGUGGCUGCCGGGCGAGGCCAAGCCCAAGCUCAAGUCCUACCACGACGAUUCGGAUGACGAUAUGCUGAACUGAGAUUUGGCAAAGACUGGAGAGUCGUCCUUCGCUGUUCCCAACUCAUCUCAUUUUGAGACCAGCGGGAACAUUGUUUUUGACAUUUCACAAUAUUUUUCACAAAUGUAUUUUUAUUAUUAUUAGACUUUUUUUUUUUAUUCAUUGGAUUUAAUAAUGCGUCCACUACGAAACACUCUGGACUUUUCAUAUUGUCAUAUGACCUAGUUUCCUGCUGUUGAUGUACGUACUGCAGUCAACCUGGUCUGUUUUGGUCGUGAUAUGAUGUGUUCUUAUUAAGCAAAACCCCCAUGUCUCAGCCGUGAGGAAUCAGUCAGUGUACUGGCGUUGACACGAUCCAGUCAGUAGUUUUGGUUGAUCAUUUGCUCUGAAGAAAAAGGAAAAAAAGGAUGCCAAUUUUCUACACAUUCAAGAAAUGCUGAAUAACUUGGAGUUUUCACAUUUUUAUUUUCCUUUUGAUGCAGCUUAUUUUUUAGUUUUUGAGACAGAGUAUCUUCACAUCUUUUAAAAAUUUUUUUUUAAAGAAUGUAGUCCUGUAAAUUCUGGGUAUCUUGUGUGCGAUCUAGAUGACAGCUCCGAAAAUGAUGGAACGUAAAACUGUUCACUUUGAUGUCCCUGGUGACCUGCGUAGCACCUACCUACCUGCCUCCCCAGACAUCGGAAACACUCUAUACAGCGACAAAGCACAGCUGAUUAAAACCUGCAAAUUCUUUGCCAUAUCGACAGACCGAAGGGCUAGAACCCAAAUGGCCGCUGGAUCGGAAAAGUAAAAGUAAAGUAAAGUAUGUCCCUGGUGGGAGUGCGACCGGUUUCUCUGCAGUACAAGCAUCAACUUGUUGUCUGACUCCUGAUGUGUAUUUUGUGAGCACCACCAUCUGGGCAGGUUUCUUUUGGUUUAUUGAUACAGGUUUUUUUUCUUGUCGAGAUGCGAUUUCAUUAAUAUGUCUUUUUUUUCCUUCUAUUUUAAACCUUUUUCAAGGUUACUUGGAAUAUUUGGCGCUCAGUGCCCAAGACGUGGAAAGUGAAUGAAUUGAGGUAUAUGGUUAUGUGCAGGGUUUGUGUGCCUUUGAGUGGAUGUUGUGAAUGAACUGGAUGUAUUAUAUUACUUGCAUUUGUUUGUCAGAAAUGAGAGGAGUGUGUCAUUUGCGGAGCGUAUGUUGCAGAAACAGUGCGGGUGGUGCCUCUAGUAUUCACAGCCGUAUGUGAAUCAUAUGUCUAGACGACCGUACCGUACCGUACCAUGGAUGGUUGUCUAGAAAGCUGCUCGUCACAACCAGGAAUGCCGGAGGUGAAAGAAAUGUUUUUUUUUUUUUUCUGUACGUGGCAAUGCGUAUCUCAUAAAUUGUUGAUUUGAUUGUUUUUGCCUCCACAUUGUACUAUAGAAAUCAGCAGAUGAUGUCAAAAGUUUUCUGUGCUCAGCGGUUUCAAAAGCCGGACUCACGGUGUGCUCUGUUCUGCCGUUCGUGGUUGAUAUUUGUGAGGCAUCGUGGUGAAAUCGGGCGCUCGUCAAAAUAUGGAAAUCAAAGAAAAAGGCAUUUUUUAGCCAGUUUGGCAAUUUUUAUGAAUUUUUUUGGCUCAACUCCUUUUACGUCAACAAAAAAACCCCCCACAUUUCCUUGUGGGUUGUACUAAAGACAUUUAUUGAAGGCAUAAGAUAUGUAAUUUUUCAGUUUCAAGGACUCUCAAGCUUUUGAAGUUACCAAACUUUUUCUCACAAAUGUUAUAACUGGAACCAGGUGACCCUACCCCCUUCAAUUGCAAAUAUCUAGUCUUCUAAUUCAAGGUAGAUGAGUAUUUUUUUCAUUGAAAAGACAAAUGAAUAAACUUUUAGCUGAUACCCAAAACUCCACACGCCCACAAAUUGACGAGCGCCUGAUUCCAAAGCGCCGCGACACGUGUACGUAUAGCUCAAUGGGAGAUGUGGAAAAACGUUCCGACAAAAGGUAAAAGCAAAAACCCCCUUUUCCCCAGCCGUGUUGCUAUUGUCUUCCGCUGGAGGAAACGCAACAUGAGAAAGUGCCGCUGCUGUGAAAGGACUCGAGCAGUUGCCGAGACGUUGGGUGGUCGUGGCGUUUGCUGGCCGUCUGGUUUUGUUGUUACGUUCUGUUGGACAUUCCCGGGUCUUUCACUAUUAAUGAGGAGAUGGAUGUGUCAGAUGCGCCAAAUGACGUGGAGAUAAAUAAAUAAACAGUCUGUGGAAUAAUUUUUUCUUUCUUGUAUAAUUUGUUUGUUCACAGAUGUGUGCAUAAUUGAUCCCUGAAAUUAACCCAUCAAUUUGGAUGUCAAUUCUGCUUAAAUUCUGAUUGUUUCUGGAAUAAUCUCGUAGAAGUUCCGUGGACCCUGAUACUCCUGGCUUUGUGGAUGUGAUAUUAGUGAUUUUACUCCCUUUUCAGAUGCCUUCCAAUGGGUUAAAAAGGAAGAAAUAAAUCCCAUCCGUGUUUCUGCCUUUGGGAAUUUUGUCUUUCAGUUCAGUGGCACUUACAGAGGGUCACAGGUCAUAAUGAAUCACUUUCACAUGAAACGGGUAAUUAACAAAUUCUCAAACACCCCCCCCCCCCACCUUCCAAAUGCACCAUUGCUUCCUGUUCUGCUCUUUUCUUCCCAUUAUGAUGUAGUCUGGGAACUUUUAAAGAUUUAAUUUGAUGUAGUCUGGUCACUUUUAAAGAUUCAGUUUGAUGUAGUCUGGGAACUUUUAAAGAUUUAAUUUGAUGUAGUCUGGUCACUUUUAAAGAUUUAGUUUGAUGUAGUCUGGGAACUUUUAAAGAUUUAGUUUGAUGUAGUCUGGUCACUUUUAAAGAUUUAGUUUGAUAGAGGCGGCUACCUUUUAAAGAUUUAGUUUGAUAGAGGCGGCUACCUUUUAAAGAUUUAGUUUGAUAGAGGCGGCUACCUUUUAAAGAUUUAGUUUGAUAGAGGUGGCUACGUUUUAAAGAUUUAGUUUGAUAGAGGCGGCUACCUUUUAAAGAUUUAGUUUGAUAGAGGCGGCUACGUUUUAAAGAUUUAGUUUGAUAGAGGCGGCUACCUUUUAAAGAUUUAGUUUGAUAGAGGCGGCUACCUUUUAAAGAUUUAGUUUGAUAGAGGCGGCUACGUUUUAAAGAUUUAGUUUGAUAGAGGCGGCUACCUUUUAAAGAUUUAGUUUGAUAGAGGCGGCUACGUUUUAAAGAUUUAGUUUGAUAGAGGCGGCUACCUUUCAUUAACUUGUCUCUGGGGUAACCUAGCUAUGCAAAAGGUCUUCUUGUUAUGCAGGGGGGGGGGGGGGGCGGGUCUGAAUUGUGUUGAUAGGGGUGUAAAUAUACCUACUGAACACUCUAAAGAUGGGUUUUGCUGUGGACAAGGGCUUCCCCUUCAAAGCAUUGUUAAUUUGUUCAUUCAGAGACAAGGGAGUGGGUGGUUGGCCGGGUGCUCUGGUGGGGUUUGGUCCUUCUUUCCUAUCUAACAACUAUCAUUUCUGUCUCUCCUCCUUCUUUUUUAUGUUUUUUACUCUUUUGUAACACCUCCAAUCUUCUACACUUAUAUGACCUUAUAUUGCAAGUGUCGUAAAACUCUUACUAAAACGAAAAACUAAGAGACAAGGGAAGACUAUCUGAACAGUGAAUCCUCUAUUUUUUUUUUUCUUUGAGUUUCUGGUCUAGACUAAGGUUUUCUCACUAAAAGGCAAGAAGACCAGAUCAUCAAUAAUUUAUUUAUAGAGGCACCAGCCAUCCAUGUCCAGGUGCUGUUUUAGCCAAUGCAUGAAGAGUGGUGUAGAUGGAGGUAGAGUCUAUUUGCUCAAUCUGUCGGCUUUUUUGAAACAUUUUUUUCUUGUGGGUGCUUUAAGCUGUUACAGAAGCUCUGGUGUUAUUGUUGUUAUGAUUAUCAUGACUUCUGCCACAACUACUGAUUCAGUUAUUUUUUCAGCUUUAGAUUGAACUAUGAGCAGAUCUAAGUGUAGACAAGUCUAUUGCUUAUUGUUUUUGGAACGCAUGCAUAUGUAGACAUGCUGUGGCGACUGUAACUUCAGAGCAUAUCGUUUGAUAACUUUAAUUUGGCAAAAAGAAAUACAAAAAUGGGAGGGGUGGAGGGGGGGGGGGGGUUAUGAUGUGACCUGAACAAAUUUAUUUGUCCAAAAACUAUUUCCUCUUUGCCCUGGGAUUGUUCCGGGAGUGUUCAUGUCCAGAGACUGUUUGCCUAGUGUGUCUGACGCCUGACCAGCGUCCCACAGGCCUCUGGGAAUAGGCCUACGUCUGGCCGGCACUGUGUACGGCGGCUGUCAUGAAUACGUAUCGUGAUAUUUUUGUAUUUCAUAUUUUUCGUAAUUUCGAGUACAUACUGAUGCACUGAUUAUUUAUUGCAGCUGUCCUGUGUGGAGCAAUAGCAAUGUGUAGGAGUAUUUUAUUGAUUACAUGUUAUUUGGUAGUUUUUUUUAAAGGUGUUUUUGGGUUUUUUUUGUGUUUUUUUUUUUUGCUUGCUGGCUCAGUAAUAUUCUUGGGCUCAAAUGUGAUCAUAUUACCAAGUCAUUCUGUCAUAGGCAAGAAAGUGUUUGUUUGUUACGUUUAACUCAGAAUUUUGAAUCUUGAUUUAAAAAAAAAAAAAA